Messenger RNA from Talaromyces stipitatus ATCC 10500, 939 nucleotides. RefSeq lists its product as uncharacterized. Gene Ontology annotation, molecular function: oxidoreductase activity. The transcript is spliced from 5 exons. The coding region runs from base 1 to 939 and encodes 312 amino acids. The record is from RefSeq and is a predicted model, not a curated record. Lineage: Eukaryota; Fungi; Ascomycota; Eurotiomycetes; Eurotiales; Trichocomaceae.
AUGGCAACUGCAAAAAUAACUACCCAGCAUACCUAUGACAUUCCCGCGCAAUUGACUUACCUUGAAUGGCAUGACCAUUAUGAAACUGAGAAGCCUUUCAUGGUUAUUCGCUAUCCUGAUGACCCUCCUGAGAUGACGGGUGGAAACGUCACAUUCAAGGAAGGAGAAGAAGAAACAAUACACGAUAUCCGUGGACAUGAAGAUGAUUUUACCCUUGAUGGAAAUGGGUUCCUGUUCACCCAUGCCCCUACGUCUCUCGCCCCAUCCGACUUUCUAGAUGAUGAAAAAAUCAAAACGAAGUAUUUACCUGAAUGUGAGGCAUACCUUAAGGGUCUUUUAGAUGCAGAUCAAGUGAUAAUCUUCCACUACCGGGUGAGAAAUACAAUCACAUCCGACGACCCUUAUUCCGACACUGGGCCUGCACGGAGUGCACAUGUCGACCUGAGCAGUCAAACCAUUCGUGAGCGGAUUCGCAACCGAUAUCCUGACCGCGCAGACUUUCUGCUCUCUGGCCGUGUGCGGCUCAUCAACCUAUGGCGUCCUAUCAAUGGACCUAUUCAAAAUUGGCCACUUGCCGUCUGUGACGGCAAUACGUUGCCUGAGAAAAACCUCGUCCUCACCGAGAGGAUCCGUACAAGAGACAAGGCAAUUGCACGGUUUGUCGUACACUCGCCAGCGAUGAAGUGGUACUAUCAAUCUGGGAUGGAAGACGGUACGCUUCUUGUGCUGAAGAAUUACGACUCCCAUGCCGAGGAGGGUGGUGUCGCGAGAUACUCGGCACACUGCUCAUUCCCCCUCCCGACAGCAGGCCCUGAUACUCCGCCACGGGAAUCGGUCGAAGUGAGAGCGGUAGUUCUUAACUAUCCUCGGGAUGAUCCCUCGCUUGUUGAGCCGAAACCCGCCAUUUCUAAUGUAGACAGCGCAUCCAUUACAGUGUAA